This is a messenger RNA of Puntigrus tetrazona (Sumatra barb), 2313 nucleotides long. RefSeq names its product RIO kinase 3 (yeast) (gene riok3). The transcript has 13 exons. Gene Ontology annotation, molecular function: ATP binding; protein serine/threonine kinase activity. Gene Ontology annotation, biological process: maturation of SSU-rRNA; protein phosphorylation. Lineage: Eukaryota; Metazoa; Chordata; Actinopteri; Cypriniformes; Cyprinidae. Gene Ontology annotation, cellular component: cytosol; preribosome, small subunit precursor. Bases 246 to 1763 code for a protein of 505 amino acids. The record is from RefSeq and is a predicted model, not a curated record.
CCGUCAUAGGGGUUGUCUGUUGUAGGUUGUGUAUCUCACAUCUAUUUUUAUCUGACACAAAGUCGGUAACGAAUUAGCUUGUCGUUUUAAACCACGUUUUAGCGGUUUUGGUCAAGAAGCAAAGUUACCCGUUUUGUUAAAGUCGACAUCGUCGAAGUUUUACUCUAGUAAUCUACGCGAUAAAGUGUUGCAAGCGUCUCGUUUUUUUUUAGUCUCGUUCGAAUCUAAACCUUCUGUCAACCAACAUGGACCAACUUGAAGUAACUACGAAAGAAACCAAGAGCCCAUGGGGCGUUCCUGUCCUGUCACCAGCUCCAUGCUCUCUGGCUGAUGUUAUGAGCGAGCAACUGGCCCGACAGAUGCAUGAGGAGGGCGACACUUUCCCAGAUAUCCCAGAUACCGAUCUGGACCUGAGCUGCGCUCCUGAAGCAGACACGGCCAGCGAUCUGAUUCUGGCCCAGAUGCUUCAGAUGGAGUUUGAUCGUGAGUUCGACACUCAGCUGCGCCGGGAGGAGAAGAAGUUUAAUGGAGACAGCAAAGUCUCCAUAUCGUUUGAGAACUACCGCAUGGUUCAUCCGUAUGAGGACAGUGACAGCUCUGAAGAUGAGGUCGACUGGCAAGACACCCGCCAUGAUCCCUACAGAGCUGACAAACCGACAACGACCCCUAAAAAGGGAUUCGUUGGGAAGGGCAAGAACAUCACCACCAAACACGACGAGGAAGUCUGCGGACGGAAGAACACGGCACGCAUGGACAAUUUCGCUCCGGAGGUGCAGGUGGGAGACGGGAUCGGCAUGGACCUGAAGCUCUCGAACCAUGUUUACAACGCUCUGAAACGCCACUGUCACACCGAGCAGCGUCGUAGCGCUCGGCUUCAUGAGAAGAAGGAGCACUCUACUGCUGAACAAGCUGUGGACCCCAGGACCAGACUGCUCAUGUACAAAAUGGUGAAUGCUGGGAUACUGGAGAACAUCAAUGGCUGCAUCAGCACAGGAAAAGAGUCUGUGGUUUUCCAUGCUAAUGGAGGGAGCUUUGAAGAGAAGAUUGUUCCAGAAGAGUGUGUCCUCAAGGUUUUCAAGACCACGCUGAAUGAGUUUAAGAACCGGGACAAAUAUAUCAAGGACGACUACCGCUUCAAAGACCGCUUCAGCAAGCUGAAUCCUCGCAAAAUUAUCCGCCUGUGGGCCGAGAAAGAGAUGCACAACCUCACCAGGAUAAAGAAAGCAGGCAUCCCGUGUCCGGAGGUGGUGAUUCUGAAGAAGCAUAUCCUUGUGAUGUCUUUCAUCGGAAAGGACCACGUUCCUGCACCUAAACUGAAGGACGCUAUUCUGAGUUCGGAGGAUAUGAAGAAAGCUUACUUCCAAGUGCUGAACAUGAUGCAACGUCUGUAUCAAGACUGUAACCUGGUUCAUGCUGAUUUGAGUGAAUACAACAUGCUCUGGCAUGACGGACAGGUGUGGUUCAUCGACGUGAGUCAGUCCAUAGAGCCCACUCACCCUCACGGUCUGGAGUUCUUGUUCAGAGACUGCAGGAAUGUGGCCACAUUUUUCCAGAAAGCCGGUGUGGCUGAAGCACUCAGUGUAUUUGAGCUGUUCAACACUGUGUCUGGACUGCAGAUCAGCAGCGAUAAUGAGGCUGAUUUCUUAGCCCAGAUUGAAACCCUGGAGAAAAGAAACGAAGAUCAUGUGCAGAGAUCCGGCAAGAAGAUCUUCACCGACACCAGCGAAGGCAGCCCACCCCAAUUAAACACUGAUGAUGAUUAACACAAGCACAAUGGUCAAUUGAAAAAUAAAGGGGAGAAAAUUCCUCCAUUCACAAAGGAGGUGUGGAACGGGACAAACGCCAUGUCCGUGUGACAUACCCGCGUCAUCCUUCUGCUGUCAGCGCGUUUGCUCGGUGUUGAAAGUGACGUGGUCAUUUAAGACAUCUAGCAUAACCUGUCAUUUUUUUUAAAACAGACAGUUUUGGAAGAUGGUUAAAAACAGUAAUAAUUCUAAAAAAACAAGGAAACAAGUAACUAUACAGACACAUGUGAUGUUUUAGAAUUGUGUGGUGUUAAAUGUGUCUCCUUCCACUAUAAGAGCAAGCAGAGAAUGAAGAUCUCCUGAAGAUCUCUGAAUGCUCUUGAGUUUGUGUGUGGAUUUGAGCAGCGGUAAUGAGCAGAGCAUUGGACGUCGAUCUAACCUGAUCAUCAUUAAAAAUGACACAUGGGCUUCUACGUGAAAUAAUUUUUACUGCCUAAGAUGACUAUUGUGGUGGAUUUGUGGUCUUUUGAGAAAACAGGCAAAGAUAAAAUAAAACUCUUGAACGGCA